Babesia sp. Xinjiang is the source of this 729-nucleotide messenger RNA. RefSeq lists its product as uncharacterized. The transcript has 4 exons. NCBI's taxonomy places the organism in Eukaryota, Apicomplexa, Aconoidasida, Piroplasmida, Babesiidae. The record is from RefSeq and is a predicted model, not a curated record. The coding region runs from base 1 to 729 and encodes 242 amino acids.
AUGAACCGCAGUACAAACCAGUAUAUCGAGCGAGGAAUCCAAGAACUCCAACAACCAGACUACUACUGGCCAUCUAUAGACAAGUACCCCUGGCAUUCACACCAAAAGCGGUUCCCUAAAGCAGAGGAUAUCGGGAUUAGCCUUUUCUCGGAAUUCGCGCGACGCGAGAGCAAGGUGCGUACUCUGUUCGAAACUUUGCAUCCACUCCCAUUACAUGGAGUCAAUUGUCUUGUCUGGAAAACGACAAGAUGUGGAGCCCCUGCUCCCAAGCCCACCGAUGACAGUAAAGGUCUCACAGAGGAAUUCAAAGGUGAAGGCACGGAUGGCACGACUGGUGCGGAAAGAAGGUACCGAAUCAUCAAGGUCAACGAAAAUUAUUAUUUAAUGGACGCAGCCAUCAGGAACAAUGUUUGUUAUGUCAUCAAACGCAUAGAGUUCAAGCUGAGACCCUUCAAAGCAAAGGUCAUCGCCGAUAUGUACAUGGACGGAGCUACAGAGACAGGUAGCAACAACGUGACUACAGCCUCAUUGUUGCGACAAAAUGUCAGCCCGCUGGGAUCAAUCAGGGGCGAAUGGCGGUGGUCACCUCCGUAUAAACUGAGGCACCCGUGGUCCCAGAACACGCCGCCAUUGCAGGCGCUGUGCGUCCAAGAUACUCAUCUGUAUCGAUCAGACUUCAGGGAAUACAUCAACAAAAUACAAACAAGCGGGGAUACCAUGGAGUCAUAA